This is a messenger RNA of Chlamydomonas reinhardtii, 2932 nucleotides long. RefSeq lists its product as uncharacterized. The transcript has 9 exons. Bases 133 to 2187 code for a protein of 684 amino acids. Gene Ontology annotation, cellular component: cytosol. Gene Ontology annotation, molecular function: GTPase activity; GTP binding. The record is from RefSeq and is a predicted model, not a curated record. Lineage: Eukaryota; Viridiplantae; Chlorophyta; Chlorophyceae; Chlamydomonadales; Chlamydomonadaceae.
GAUAAUAACUUCUAUCUGUGCAGCCGAGCGGCUGCGGUGAGCUGAAUCGUCGCAGGCUCGAGUUUCGUUACGUUGGGCAAGCGCUCUUCACUUAGCGGAGACCCCGUCGCUGCACUUUAACUAAGCGACAAGAUGGGCCGUCACAAUGGCCGCGCCCGCAAGGCCGGAGAGCGCGUCGGCGCAACUCUGGCGGCGAAGAACAAGAAGACUGCCCCCAAGACGCAGGCGGAGAUUGGCGCCAACUUCAAGCACACCACGGACGCGGGUCUGGGCCGCAACAUGCAGUCGGUGCUGGACCGCAACGAUCUGGACGAGCUCAUGGCCAUGGCCGACCUGGCGGACCGCGAUUUCACGGCGGAGCGCGGGCAGUGCAUCGUCAUCAGCACCGGCGUGGUGGACCCGCUGGCGGAGGCGCGCCGCGAGGAGGAGCGCGCCGAGGCGGAGGCGCGCAACGCGCACCGCCUGGCGCUGCCGCGGCGGCCGGCCUGGACGCCCGACAUGAGCGCGGAGCAGCUGGACCUGCAGGAGCGCACGGCCUUUCUAAGCUGGCGCCGCGCGCUGGCGCACAUGGAGGAGGAGGAGAAGCUGGUGCUGACGCCCUUUGAGAAGAACCUGGAGGUGUGGCGGCAGCUGUGGCGUGUGCUGGAGCGCUCCGACAUCGUGGUGCAGGUGGUGGACGCACGAGACCCGCUGCUGUACCGCUCGGAGGACUUGGAGAACAUGGCUCGUGAGCUGCACGCCAGCAAGAGCUCGCUGCUGCUGCUGAACAAGGCGGACCUGCUGCCGCCGCACGUGCGCACCGCCUGGGCUGACUACUUUGACAAGGCGGGUGUGGAGUACGCCUUCUGGUCGGCCUACGCCGUCAUCCAGGAGCAGCAGGCGCUGCGCUCCGAGGCCGCCGCCCUGGGCGUGGAGCCGGCCGUGCUGAAAAAGCUGCAGCAGAUUCAGGCGGCGGAGGCGGCAGAGGUGGCGGCAGUCUACGCCGCGCGCCGCGAAGCGGCGUCCGGCGCCGGCCCGGGGCCCGGCAGCAGCGGCGCCGCCACGGAACCCAAAGCCGCCGCCAAGGAGGACCCCCGGAUCCGGAUCCUGGAUGUGGACGAGCUGUUGGAUCUGUUUGAGGCCAAGUGCUGCGCCGCCGUGGCGGCGGCUGGCGAGGACGACCCGCGCGCGGGCGACAAGGAGCGCAAGCACAUGGUGGGGCUGGUGGGCUACCCCAACGUGGGCAAGUCCUCCACCAUCAACGCGCUCUUCGGAGCCAAGAAGACCGCCGUGGCGCCCACGCCAGGCAAGACCAAGCAUUUCCAGACGCUGCACGUGAGCCCCGACUGCGUGCUGUGCGACUGCCCCGGUCUGGUGAUGCCCAAGUACGCCAAGAGCCGCGCGGACAUGGUGGCUGCGGGCGUGGUGCCCAUUGACCGCCUGACCGACAUCCGGCAGCCCGUGGACGUGGUGGCCAAGCGCUGCGGCCGCGAGCAGCUGGGGCGGGUGUACGGCAUCAAGCUGCCGCCGGCGCCGAAGCACCUGCCGCCAACCAGCCCGCCCACCGCGGAGCAGCUGCUCAGGGCGUACGCGGUGCUGCGCGGCUGGACGGCUGGCUCGGGCCUGCCUGACGAGACACGUGCGGGCCGCCAGAUCCUGCGCGACUACACCAACGGCAAGCUGGUCUACUGCUUGCUGCCGCCAGGGGUGCAGCCCAUAGGCUGGGUGCCGGGCGAGACGGAGGCGCCUUCGGCGGUGGCGCUGGCGGCUGCGGCGGCGGCGGACGCCAGCAGCGAGGCCGCGGAGCGGGCGGAGGCGGAGGCGGCAGCGGCAGGAGUGGCGGAAGGAUCAGGGUCAGGGUCAGGGGACGACGGGGGGGAGGAGGGGCAAGAGGACGACGACGGCGAGGAGCCAUCGACGUCAGGGGCGGCGGCGGGCACGGGAGAGAAGGUGGGGCGCGCCGCGCUGGCCGCGGCGGCGGUGAUGGCCGGUGAUGACUUGGACGCGGCGGAUUUGGAUCUGCUCGAGGGGCUAGCGGCACAGUCGGCAAAGGACAAGUCCAAGCGGCCAGAGUACAAGUUCAACAAGAAGGCGGCGCGGACAAAGGGCGACCGCGGGCAGCAGCGCGCCGAAUGGCAGGGCGGCUUCGACGGCGCCGGCAUGGUGCACGGCAAGAAGGGCGGCCUCGUGCGCGUGGGCGGAUACUGAGCUGCAGGGGCAGCUGCAGGCAAGCGGCACACGGCAAUAGCAGGCUGUAAGGCUGGCAACUAGGGGUACGGUGCACGCCGCGGGUUGCGGGAGACGGGAUUGUUGGAGUUGGUGGCCAUGACGCGGACUAUCUAUGUCCGGGGCAAACACGUUGGGUUGACUUUGCAUGGAGCUUAGCUGCUGAAAUGCUGCUGAAACAAAUGAAGACGUGUAUGAUUUAAUUGGCUUUCAGUGUAAAUGUGCACACAGGGCUGAUAGCACUGCAGCACGCCUUGCCUGCGCAAGUAUAGAACAGUAGACACAUCGGGGUGUUCCGCUGGCAAAGGAACCUUGAAGACAACCUUGAACAACUGGUGCAAAGUGCAGGGGGGGGUAGAGUCUUCCGAAACAGACCCCAUGCCUCAAAUGGAUAGAGCUCAUCGAUAGAGAUCAUUUACAUAGCGAUAGAGCUCACCGAGAGCAGUCAAUUGGCACCAACCUGACAAAAAACUAAGGGGUUCUGAGGGGGUUUUGGGGGGUCGUACGGUAGGGGGGGUCGGUCGGUCGGUCGGUCGGGCCCGGGAGUGGCAUGGGGUCAAAAAAGUUUGUUCCUACCCCCCCCCUGCAAAGUGUCAAGAUACAACGAAGGCGCUUUGGCCACCAGACCAAAGUGGCUUGUUGCAGUUAGUGCGGUCUGUGACGCUGCUGCGGCUAGAGGCCUCUUGAGGCAGAGGGUCAUCCGGGGGCACUGUAACGGAACGGCUCC